AAGAAACCCUUAAUCAACACCCCUUUCUUCCAACCUAAUCUCUACUCACACAAAGGUCACAAUGUCUGGAAUUGGUAGAUCAGUGAAAGGUCGCGGUGGUGGUGGUGGUGCGAGUCGCGGUAGUGGUCGUGGUGCCACUCGUGGUGGGAGUCAAGCUGGUGGCGUUUGUAGCUCUUCCGGAAGAAUUUACUUCGCCUCGAACCCUAGCACUUCUAAUUUAAGAGACUCGGUGUCUGCCCUGGAGAAUUCACCGCCGUCAGAGACUCUGCGUCAGUCCCCAGCCGUGUCUGCUUCUUCACCGACUCGUGAUGGUUCUUCUUCCCCGACGGAACAGCACCCGCAUCAAACUCAAAACCCACAUCCUCCUCCCCCUCAAAAUCUGAUGACUUUGGAUGACCUGCUUGGAAUUCCUGGACGUGAAAACCAUCUUCCAGUCUUAUCUCUAGUUCCAAAAGUGGGAAGUACUUGGUUUGAUCGUGAUGGUGGGAAGCUGACUUGAAAAAUCUCAAAGCUCUUGAAAGCUAAGUUUGAUGAUGCGUAUUACUGCUGGACAGUAACGCCUCCUGACAUCCAACGUCCCUAUUUUGAAGACUUUGCGCAAGGACACCACUGGGAUCGCUCAAUCACCACACUUGUACGAGAUGAGUUUGAAAUCAUCUGUCUUAAUCGGAUGAAAGGAAUGGUGUGUCAAGCAAAGAGGAAAGGCAUACGACCAGCUUGGAUUGGAGAUACAUUGUGGAAAAAAAUGUGCGCUUACUGGGCCACUGAUGCAGCAAAGAAAAAGAGUGAAACCGCAUCAAACUCUCGGAACUCUGACCGUGGUGGACUUGGGCCAUUCAAGCACUUCGCAGGACAAAUGUCCUUCUUACGGAUUCAGCAAAAUAUGGCACUUCUCUCCCAGGAUGUUCAGUCCAACAUUGCUCCAGCAAGUAGUGAACCUUACGGCAUAACAACAAUACGAGGGACAAGCAACUGGGUUGGACGGUUUCAUUUGACUGAAACUUGCAGCAAUGAACAUGGUUUCUCACACUCAAAUUACCAAAAGAAGAAGAAGCUUCUCUCUCAAAUAUACACUGCAGAGGACAGAAAUUGAUCGGGUCUUCUUUUGGAAAUCUGGAAUACAUGGAUGGGCCUUUCUGCCAGCAGAAUUAUCUAUGAAUGUGGGUUUUGUCUUUUUUUUAUAGAGAAGGAAUGAUGAGAGACGGUAUUUUGUUUCAGAUUCUUAAAUACAGACUGGAAUAGGUGAGACGUACCAUUUGCAGACCUGAGAGAAGGGGAAAAAAUGCUAUAUGAGUUGAGACUAUUUCCCAUUUAUCUCCACAAUUAUGUAUUUCUCUCUAUCUCUCUUUUAACCAAGGAAAGGAUUUGUGUUGCAGCUGUUCAAGAUCAGUGAGAAAGUAGUCGUUGAUGCUACAAAUAAAGGGAAUAUAGCUCGGCUUAUCAACCAUUAGUAAGCAGUUCUACGACAUGGUGUGAAUUUUCAAAGUUAGGAGUGAUUGCGUUAAGACCCUUUUAGGAGAUUUUGUUACACUGCAAUAACUCAUUGAGACGUUUUUACUUCUACUCCCUCACAAGGUAACACUCAGAAGGCAUCUUACUUUGUUCCAUGUAGUAUUUCUUUUCAUUAGAAUAUAUGCUUGGUUUCAUCACUCCUCCUUUAAGUGUAAGAUGCAGCGGUUUGUGACGUGAAAUAAUGGUGGUAAACACACACAUGCGUUGUGUGAAGAAUAUUUAAUAAACUUUAGUGAGACCGGUUUUAUGUAAGCUGGAAUUGGUCAAAACCAUGUAAACAAAUUAUAAUGUUCAUCUAACGUUGUGUGCCGAAUA
Messenger RNA from Brassica napus (rape), 1827 nucleotides. RefSeq lists its product as uncharacterized. The record is from RefSeq and is a predicted model, not a curated record. NCBI's taxonomy places the organism in Eukaryota, Viridiplantae, Streptophyta, Magnoliopsida, Brassicales, Brassicaceae. The coding region runs from base 671 to 1093 and encodes 140 amino acids. The transcript has 6 exons.